Prorocentrum cordatum is the source of this 2218-nucleotide messenger RNA. The record is from the annotation of a GenBank genome assembly. Lineage: Eukaryota; Dinophyceae; Prorocentrales; Prorocentraceae.
ACGCCCGCGCGCCGAUCUCUGGAGGGGGUCACUGGCCGCGGGCCGCGGCGGGAAGGCCGCCGCGCCGUCGGCCGCGCAGCGCGCGCGCGCGGCCAUGGACCGGAGCCGCUCCCCACCCGGCUGGCGGCAGCAGGGCGGCGGCGGCUUCCCCGCGCAGUCGAAGGCCGCCCCGGCGUACGGGUCCCCCGGGAUCGCCCGCCAGGGCAGCUAUGAGAUGGGCGGCGAGGAGACUCGCCGCACGCGGCGGUCGGCAGGCCAAACUACUUCCCCGACGGGCGGUGGGCCGGCGCCGACGCCGGCCAGCAGGGCGGCGGCCGGCCGAUGCAGGCCCAGUACCAGCAGGGCAACGGCAUGGGCAUGGGCUCCGUGCCGUCGCUGCCGACCCCGCAGGGCCUGAGGCCGCAGGCCCACGGCAGAGCAGGAGCAGGUACAUUUAUGAUUCUGCCUUUGGGCGCGGCCUCACAGGUGCAGCUCGGGGCGGGCCAGCAGGGCGGCGCCUUCGCGGGGGGGCAGGCGGGCCUGGGCCAGCAGCCGGGCCUGGGCCAGCAGCAGGGCCUGGGCCAGCAGCUCGGCAUAGGCCAGCAGCCCGGCCUGGGACAGCAGCCGGGCCUUGGCAUGGGCGGCCAGCUCGGGGGCUUGCUAGGUGGCCUGGGGCAGCAGCUGCAGGCUGGGGCGAUGGCCGGCCUGGGCCAGCCGGGCCUCAGCCUCGGCGGCCUGGGCCAGCAGCUGCAGGCUGGGGCGAUGGCUGGCCUGUCCGGUGGCCUCGCGCGACCUGGCCUGAUGGGCGGCAAGGGCAUGCCCGUGCUGCCGCGGGAGCACUGCCGCGACUGGGCGGCGAACCGCUGCGCGCACGGAGACAGGUGCCGCUUCUCGCACGACGGCCCCGGGGGCCUGCUGGGGCAGCAGCCGGGCCAGCGGCCGCCGCUCGGGCAGCAGGCGCUGGGCCAGCAGGGGCUCGGAGCGCAGCCCGGCUUCCCCGGGCAGCCCGGCCAGGCAGGCCAGCAGUUCGCGCCGGCGGGGCAAGCUGGGGUGUAUCCGCCGCCGCCGCCGCCCCCGCAGCAGCAUUCCAUGGCGGAAAGUAUCAAGGCCGCGGCGGCGGCCGCCGCCGCGGCCAUGGCCGCGUCCGCGGAGAAGGACGCCGCCGCGGCCAGCGCCGCCGCCGCCAGCGACGCGGGCGCCGCGGCGGAGUUCGGGGCGCGGCUGGACUCGCUGAGGAGCAGAGCGGCCCGGCGUGGACGUCCCGCCCGAGGUGUGGGGCUGGACGCUGCUGGAGGUGGAGGCGUACUUUGCCAGCGGGGGAGCGGUGAGGCCCCGCGCGGCGGAGCGGAAGGCCGCCGCGCCGAGGAGAAGCGCGCCGCCGACGCCGGGGAGUUCGAGGUGGAGGAGGCCCUGCAGAUCCAGAAGCAGCUCCACGAGGGCGUCUCGGACGAGCGGUUCCAGGAGGCCCUGAAGCGGCUGCAGCACAGGCACCCCGAGCGCAAGAAGAAGGGCCACCCCGACAUGCUCGCGUUCUUCGAGGCGUUCGAGGCGCUGGCGCUGUCCGUGUACGCCACGCUGCUGCCCGAGUGGGGCCUCACGCCGGACGGACUGGGACGGCGUCCGCGACAUGGUGGCGAACAUGAAGAGCGCUUUGAUGCACCCGAGGGUGCAGAAGGGCCAGGAGGAGAUCAACGUUUUGAUGGGCCUCCCGAGGAACGCGACGUUCGCGCCACAGGGCAAGGCCGAGGAGGUCUUCGUGUACCGGCCGAGCGGCGACGGGGCCGUGCCCGGCCCCCCGCGGCCGCUGCUGGAGGACGACGACGGGGACGAGGGCCACGAGUUCUUCGUGGAGGACAACGGAGGGACGGGCGAGCUCGAGCGGAGGGGCCCCUCGGCGCUGGACGAGGAGUGCUGGUACCAGGUGCUGGGCAGGCCGGUGGUGAUCCGCGACAGGCGGACGAGAAGGCCAAGAUGGUGGGCCAGGAAGCCGAGCAAGCGGCUGCGGGUGCAGCGCGUCGUGGGCGGCAGGUGGCUCCAGCUCCACCCCGCCGAGCUGGAGAAGCUCGGCGCGCCGGAGGCCUGGGUCCAGCUCACCGGCGAGCCCGAGGGCGGCGGCCCCGCGGUGCCGAUGCUGGAGCGCGUGCGGUGAGGCGCCCAGCCGGCGGGACGCUGAGUCGCCUUGCGAGGGCGCCCUCUGCGACUCCGGGGCGGCCGUGCGAAUUUGUGCUGAAGUCCUAAA